AUGAACUCUGUCAUAAUCUAUAUUUUCAUUUUUCACUGGUUCCAAUCCAAUGCAGUGAUUCCCACGGUUCUAGACAUAGUGGUCAACGUCCCAGGAGGAAAGCAGAUUCUGCUCAAGGGAAUAUCAACAGACCGCAUAUGGGACGUUCGACGGCUCCUGGCCGUACACGUGGACACAUGCCACUUCACCAACUUCUCCCUCGCACACGAGGUCCGCGGUCCUCAUCUGCGUGACUCCGUGGAUGUGGUAGCACUGAAGCCUUGCGUCCUUGACCUUGUUCAAGAGGAGUACACGGAGGCAUCUUCCAAGGCCCACAUCCGCCGGCUGCUUGACAUCGUGUCCUGCACUCUCGCCUUUGGACCCUCAACCAAGCAACGCGAGGAGGCUGAAGCAGCUGCUGCAGCAGAAGCAGCAGAAGCAGCGCCGUCUGCCUCUGCAGCUGCAGCAGCAUCUGCACUGACGUCCGGUUCCCCUCACCAAGGCAGCAAUGCUGGUCCGGCAGAAACCGAGCCUACAAACCCAGGCGGUGCUGACUCAGCCCUGGUCCCCUUCCAUGAACCACCUCCCGAGGCGAGCAGCAGCGUGGCGGAAUUCGGUAAAGUGCUGGGGUUGGGGGACGUGGGAAGCUUCCUCAAGAAGAAGCCGGGCGAAGCAGCAAGCGCGGGGGGGGACCAGGCAGGGACUCAGGGGGCAGGAGGAAGGGACGUGGCGGUGGCAGGAGCAGAAGGUGCGCAAAAGCCGGGGAAAGAGCUGCAAAAGGUGGGAAAGGAGGCGGGGAAAGAUUUAGAGAAGGAGGCGGGGAUAGAGGUGGGGAAGGACCUGUUUGUGACGGGCGCGGAUGGCAAGCGGCGGUUUAAGGGGAAGAGGGAGGCGGUGGAGGCUAUGGCGGCGGCAGCAGCGGCCACAGAGAAGGGCGACAUGACAGGGAUGUUCCCUGAGGAGUCGAAGCUAGGGGAUUUUUACGAGUUUCUGUCUGCUGCUCACCUCACUCCGCCCAUUCAAGCCAUCCGCAGGUCCCUGCGCGGGUCCGCCAAGGGCAAGGGGGCAGAGAAAAGCGGCGCACAGGACAUGCCGGAUAUGGGCACUGAGCUCUUCCCCAUAGAGGUGCGGCUGUGCACGGGGAAGACGGUGCUGGUGGUUGCCACCACCCAGGGAUUCCUGUGCCCCAGGAACAGGCUGCACGCACCCACACUCGUGGGCCUUCUGCGCCUCAUGAGCAAGCCCUUCGCCAAGGCCUAUGACGACUUGCUUGCUCUCUUUCUGGAAAGAAACAAGUUUGGCAACACACCCUACGGUUUCAGGUCCAACACGUGGGUUAUCCCUCCGCUUGCGGCUGCCAAUCCAUCCUCCUUCCCCCAGCUCCCCAUGGAAGAUGAUGCUUGGGGAGGGAACGGUGGCGGUCAUUGCUGGCAGGAGGAGCAGGAGGAACAAGAGGAGCAGGAGAGAAGGGAAACGAACUCAAGGGCGAGGGCAGUAGCAAGCAGGGACUGGGCGAGGGACUUUGCAGUGCUCUCUCUCCUCCCCUUUGACACUCCUGAGGAGCGUGUGGUGAGGGAUCGCAAGGCGUUCCUCCUGCAUUCCGUCUUUGUGGACACGGCAACUCGCAAAGCCGUCACUGCCAUCAACACUGCUGCUGCGGCGGCGGCGGCAGCAGCUUCUGGGGGGGCGGCAGCAGCUGCUGGGACCGUCACGGGUACCCCAGCCGAGGACGUGUCGCUGAGUCGGGCUUCUGCCGAGCCUGGAUUGCCGGGCUCAGUAGCAGCGGUGGAAAAAGGGCUUCUGCUGGUGGAGCAGCAGGGGGGGAUGCGUGUGACUGUAAUGAAGGGCGAGGAGGACCCGAGUGGGAAGGUGCUGUCGAAAGUGGAGGUGGGGUGGAGGAGGGUGGCGGAGGGGGAGAGGGAGGAGGAGAAGGAGUGCAUGGUAACGAAGAGCCUUUUGAAGGGGAUUUCUGCUGAUGAAAGCACGGCAGUGCAUGACCUAGAGUCCCUGGGCACAGUCAUUGUUCACUUGCACGGCCUCACAGCGCGAGUGACCGUCCCUGACGCCCCUGCUCGCGCCCAGACGCUCCAGGCGCAGCUGCAGGCGCUGCGAGAGAAGAAGGCGGAUAGAGAUGGCAAGGAGGGCAGGACGGGCGGAUUGGCAGAGGAUGGGGAGGAGAAAGGGGCUGGCGAAGGAGGUGGUGGGGUACGUGCAAGGGAGAGAGAGAGGGUGGCGGAGCGAAAGUCUGAAAGGGAGGAGGAACGGAAGGAGGAGGAGAAGGAAGGGGAGGAGAGGUUGUUGGAGCUGGAUGUUCCAGAGCAGGAGGAAGCAGGCGCCAAUGCACUGAACGCCAACAGCCCUGCAUCGAGCAGCACCACCACAAGCAACACUACCACGAGUGUCCCCGCCACUUCUCCUGCUCCAGCUGCUGCUGCUGCUGCAACUCUGCGUCAGGUGCUGUCUAUUGGGCUGGGCCGUCUGCAGCAGGAGGAGGAAGCCCAGGAGAGGCAGCGGAUGGCUAGGAAGAGUGCCUUAGCGGAGAAGCUUGUAAAGGGGCAGGAUGUAGUGGCGGAGGGAGGGAAGGGAGUGGAGGAAGGGGUGAUGGUGGUGAAGGGUGAGGCAGCUGGGGCCACAGAACACCUGCAGAACCCACCCAAGGAGGAGGAGAAGAGCGCAGAGAGUGGUGAGAAGAAGGAUACAGCAGGUGGGGCUCAGGGGGGAGAAGUCAAGGAGAAGGAUGACGGUGUGAAGGCAGGUAGUGGAGGAAAAGAGGGGGGAGCGGAGGGAGCAAAGAGUGGGAGUGUUGCAGCAGAGGCAGGAGCAGGUGCUGCAGCUGCAGCUGCAGCUGCCACUACUGCUGAUGCUAACACGUCUGCUUCCACUACAGGAGCUGUUCUCCCUGCGACUGCUGGUGCGGGUGAGGGGGAGGCACCAGUUGGGAUGCAAGAGGAGCCCUUGGCAGCAGGCAGGGAAGGGGAUGAGCUGCUGGAGUUGCUGGGUGAGAGCAAGUAUGAGAAGCUCAAGAAGGCGGACGUGGGGCUGCAUGCUAUGGUGAGCCGCCCUGCUGCCUUCCUCUGUCCUGAGCGUGAUGAUAUAUUUUCUUUAGAUGUCCCACAAACGGGGAGAGCUGCUGCAGCUGCUGGCCGAGAAAAGUGGCUGCAUGCUGCGUGGCACGCACAACUGUGCCCUCUUGAGGUCGCUAACUUCGCCCUUUUGGACCUCGCCCCUGUGGAUGGUUGCACACUCACUGACCCGCGAGCUUCAAACAGCCUCCUUAUCUCUUUGCUCCACUCCAUCCCCCCUCUCCCCCCUCGCCCCGCCUCUCCUGUGCGCCCUCUCAAGGUCUCUGACUUCGCCUCGCUGGAGCUCUCUCCAGUCGAUGGGCGCACACUCACUGAUUUCAUGCAUACCCGCGGCCUGCGCAUGCGAUCUCUCGGCAAAGUGGCUGCACUAGCAGACAAGCUGCCCCAUGUGCGGUCCUUGGCUGUACAUGAGAUGGUGGCGCGGGCAUUAAAGCACGCUAUCCAAGCAGUGGUCACCACCACUGCACUCUCCACUGCUGCCGCUGCACCUGCUGCUGCUUCUGCUGGUGCUGGUGCCUCCAGUUCCUUGGUAGCAGCCAGCAUAGCUGCUACUUUCAAUGCCAUCUUUGGGUCGUCCGUGCAUAAAAAGGGCGCAACUGCGUUCUCUAACAAUGACGGUAGCAAGGGGGAGGACAAGGGAGCGGGGGAUGCGGAGGCGUCGCUGGGAGGCAUGGUGUGGCAGUGGGUGCGUGUGUUUGCACGAGUGCGGUUUGGCUUCAACCUAGACGAUGAGGCGCUGGCGAGUCUGCGCAUGCUCUCGCUGCUCAGAGCUCUCUGCCUUAAGGUGGGCAUUGAGAUCUCUCCCAAGUCGUACGACUUCAACUCGCCCACGCCCUUCCACGCCACUGACAUCGUCUCCAUGGUUCCUGUUCUCAAGCACGUGCUGUGCACGUCAGCUGAUGGUCGCACACUGCUUGAGGCGUCCAAGGCAGCUCUCGACAAGGGCAAGCUCGACGAAGCGGUUUCUUGCGGUACCAAGGCCCUAGCGAAGCUGAUAGCGGUGUGUGGGGCGUAUCACCGCAUGACAGCAGGGGCGUACAGCCUGCUGGCAGUGGCCCUAGCGAAGCUGAUAGCGGUGUGUGGGGCGUACCACCGCAUGACAGCAGGGGCGUACAGCCUGCUGGCGGUGGCCCUAGCGAAGCUGAUAGCGGUGUGUGGGGCGUAUCACCGCAUGACAGCAGGGGCGUACAGCCUGCUGGCGGUGGCCCUAGCGAAGCUGAUAGCGGUGUGUGGGGCGUAUCACCGCAUGACAGCAGGGGCGUACAGCCUGCUGGCAGUGGCCCUAGCGAAGCUGAUAGCGGUGUGUGGGGCGUACCACCGCAUGACAGCAGGGGCGUACAGCCUGCUGGCGGUGGUGCUGUACCACACAGGGGACUUUAACCAGGCCACCACCAAUCCUCUCCUUCCGUCCCUCCUGCCCUCCCUCAUGCCCUCUAUCCUGCUCUCCCUCCUGCUCUCCCUCCCUCACACACAAUGGCAGGCCCUGACAAAGCUCAUCUCAGUGUGUGGGGCGUAUCACCGCAUGACAGCAGGGGCGUACAGCCUGCUGGCGGUGGUGCUGUAUCACACAGGGGACUUCAACCAGGCCACCAUCUACCAGCAGCGCGCUCUUGACAUCAACGAGAGAGAGCUGGGGCUGGACCACCCUGACACCAUGAAGAGCUACGGCGACCUGGCUUCAGCGAGGGAGCUGGGGCUGGACCACCCAGACACCAUGAAGUGCUACGGCGACCUGGCGGUGUUUUACUACCGCCUCCAGCACACAGAGCUGGCCAUCAGGUACGUGCAGCGGGCGCUGUACCUGCUGCACCUCACAUGCGGCUCGGAGCACCCCAACAGCGCGGCCACAUACAUCAACAUGGCCAUGAUGCUGCACGGCCUCUCCCAGCUCCACCUCGCCCUGCGCUACCUGCACCGCGCGCUGCGCUGCAACCACCGCCUGCUGGGCCCCGACCACAUCCAGACAGCCGCGAGUUAUCACGCAAUCGCCAUCGCGCUCUCUCUCAUGGACGCGUACGCGCUGUCAGUGCAGCACGAGCAGACCACGCUCAACAUCCUGCAGGCGAAACUGGGCCCUGACGACCUGAGAACCCUGAACGCGGCGGCAUGGCUGGACGCGGCGGCAUGGCUGGAGUACUUUGAGAGCAAGGCAGCGGAGCAGCAGGAGGCAGCCCGCACAGGAACGCCCAAGCCAGACGCCACCAUCGCGUCGAAAGGGCACCUCAGCGUGUCGGACCUGCUCUCAUUCAUCAACGACGAGGAGCAGGGGCGGAGGGAGGUGAUUCAGGAGAUCAUGCGCAAGCGAGGCCGACGCCCCUUGCUCAAGUCCAAGGGCGAUCGCCUCAUAGCAGCAGCGCCACACAACACUGCCACCGGUGGAGAAGAAACAGCAGAGAAAACGAGCUCAGGACUGUCCAAGGGCGAUCGCCUCAUAGCAGCAGCCACCGGUGGAGAAGAAACAGCAGAGAAAACGAGCUCAGGACUGGUUGAGGCUUCUACUGGCGAAGUUCCUGCCUCUGGAGCAGAGGGGGAUGACUCUGACGGAUGGCAGACGGCAUGCAGCCGCGCUCACAGGCACAGCCACCAGCGCAAGGCGGCAGCUGCUGCUACUGGAGCAGGAGCAGGAGCAGGAGCAGGAGCAGGAGCAGGAGCAGGAGAAGGAGGAGGAGGGAUGGUCGUUGGGGGGGUUAAGGCAGCUAGUAGGGGUGUGGUAAGGGGAGGGGAUGCUAGGGGCAAACGGGCUGGUCCCAAGCAGCUAGUGCAGGCAGCAGCAACAGCAGCAGCAGGAGGAGGAGCAGCAGCAGCAGCGGCAGCAGUAGGAGGGGGAGGGAGCGUGGCAGGGGAGAGUAGCAGGCAGAAGGUGGGCCCUGGCAUUUCGCCUGUCACUCCUGCCCCUGGAGCUGCUUCUUCCCAUACGGCAGCUGCUGCCAACGUUGCUGAAGCGAUCCCUGCUGCUGCUGCUGCUGCUGCUGCUGCUACUGCUGGCGGUGGUGCUGCAGCUGGGGAUGUGAACCCCACGGCCGUGGCCCUAGCAGCACCUGUGCGAGAGGGCCCCAUGACCCGCUCCUGGAAGGAGAUCGCUCUUCUGCCACCUGGCAAAACGCCAUUGGCUGCUGCACCAGCGGUGCCAGAAUCUGCGGCUGGAGUUUCAGCGACAGAUGAGAAUGGCCCUGCCAGUGCGACCACUGCAGGAGGUACGAGCAGUGGAAGCAGUGACAACCCAGCAACAGCUGUAGCAGCUGUCGCACCUGUAGCAGCUACAGCAGCCAGAGGCAGCUCUGGAGCAGUCACUAGCACGAGCCCCAGUUGUGCUGCAGGUUCUGAUGCGGCUGCCAACAGUAAAAUCCCUGCUGCUGUCGCUACAAGCACUGCUGUCGGUACGACCAGUGGCGACAAGACCGCUGGAACAACAGGGAGGACGCAGCAAGCGGAGCAGGUGGGAGGGAAGACAAGUCAAGCUGAGGAGAGCGGUGGUUUGGCUGGGAAGAAACCAGCGGGAGAGGAAAUGGCAGCGGGGGUGGGGGUGGUAGGGAAGGCGACUGCUACUGCUGUCACUACUGCUGCUCCUGCGGCGGCUGCUCCUGCUCCCACCACCAUCACACCAUCCACUCCUGCUGCUACUGCCCCCACAUCCCCUGCCGCCACAGCCCCCACACCUGCUCCAGCUAUUAAGCCCAUGAAUCCUCACGCUCUCGAGUUCGUUCCAGGAAAGAACUGGGGUGCCUUUGGGCCAGCUGCUGCAGCAGCCCAUCCUGCUAACUCACAAUCCGCAGUGGCAGCAGGAGCAGCAGUGGUGGCAGAAGCAGCAGGAGGAACGGGAGGAGCAAAUGUGGUGGGGUGGAGAGCGGUGCUUAGUGGUGGUGUAGGUCCUGGUAACGGGAUGGCUGGGGAGGGGACUGCUGGUGGUGUUGCUGGUGGGGCUGCUGGUGGGGCUGCUGGUGGUGCUGCUGGUGGGGCUGCUGGGAAGGUAGGAAGUGGGGAGAAGGCAAAGACACACGGCAAGAGAGGGAAACAGAGCAAGGGGGGCAAGCACGAGCAGCAGUGGGAGCGCAAGGGGAAGAGCGAGCAAGUGGGGGCGGAGGGUAAGGAAGCGAACGAGAAUGGAAAGGAAGAGCCAGCACUGGUUAAGGAGAAUGGGAUUGUGCUACAAAGGGAUGCGACAAGAGAGGGCGAGAGGGAGGAUAAGGGAAGGGGGAAUGAGAAGGUAAGGGAGAGUGAGGAGAAGGGUAGCAAGGAUGAGGAGAAGGGUAGCGUUAAUGAGGAGAAGGCAAGGGAGAGUGAGGAGGAGGUGAUUGAGAUUGUGAAGGUGUGUGUUUCCGAGACUGUGGUGUCUGGGGAUGGUGGUUGUGACCCUCCCCGGCCCUGCGAGAAUGAGAGGGGUGUAGCGGAAGGGAAAGGGGUUGAAAACGAUAAGGUAGAGAAGGUACUUGAGGAAGAGACAGAGGAGCAGGAGGAUGGACAGGUAAUUUCAAUGCUCUCUCUGAGCGACUCUGGCAGUGAUCCAGAGAGCGAGGAGGUGAAAGAGGGAGAAAGGGGUGAUGUGGAUGACAAGAAUGGAGGGAGUAAGAAGAUGGAGGGGAAGGGAGGAAAAGGUGAGCAGGCAAAGGGGAGGCAGGAGGCAGGGAAACCUGGCAUGAAAGUGUCGAUGUCCUGGGCCGAUAUGGCUGAUGUAAUGGAUGAGGAGGAUAGGGCAGAGACGACCGAGAGGAAGGGAGGGAAGGUUCAGCAGUCGAAGGGACUGCAGGCGGGGAAACCAGGGCUGAAAAUGUCAAUGUCUUGGGCCGAUAUGGCUGAUUUGAUGGAUGAAGAGGAUAGGGCGGAGGCCGCAGCUGAUGCUGCUGCUGUGGAUAAGGAGGUGGCACAUGCAGCAGCUGUGGCUGCGCUGGGGAGGGGCCAACAGGGGACUGAUGGCACUGGUGGUGGGAGGGCAGCAAGAGAGGGGAGGCGGCGCAGUGGGAGGGGUGGGGGGAGAGCUCAGGGCAGGGGCCAUGGGGCAGUGGAGGGUGGGGAGCAUGCAGCAGCAGGGAGACAGAUGAGUGGGUUGCUUGCUGGUGGUGGCGAGGAGGGAGCGCAAGUGGGAGGGAACGGGGAAGAGAAGGGAGAAGAGAAGGGGGAAGAGAAAGGGGAGGGGACAGGGGAGGGGGAGGAUGGAUUCACAGUGGUGACGCCUAGGAGGAAGAAGCCUCCUCGCAGUGCAGGCCACGGACGACAGGUAGGUGUUCAAAGCGGUGCGGUGCUCUGA
Molecule: messenger RNA, 8304 nt
Organism: Closterium sp. NIES-65
Lineage: Eukaryota; Viridiplantae; Streptophyta; Zygnematophyceae; Desmidiales; Closteriaceae
Source: the annotation of a GenBank genome assembly